Rotaria sordida is the source of this 987-nucleotide messenger RNA. Lineage: Eukaryota; Metazoa; Rotifera; Eurotatoria; Philodinida; Philodinidae. The record is from the annotation of a GenBank genome assembly.
AUGUUAAAAAUAUAUUUAUAUUUAAUAUCAUUUAUUUUAUGUUAUUAUUUGGGUGAAUGUGAUCCUCAACCAUAUUUUCCACCUCAAAUUGUUUUUUCUCCUGAUAGUGGUCGAACAAUAAUUGCAGUAGAUGAAAUAAAUCAACGAGCUUAUAAUACAUUAGGUUACGGUUCUACAGGACGAGAAACUACAUAUGUAAUGAAACAUUUUCCAUAUGCAAUUCCUGAUUCGCCACAAUCAAAAUAUUAUGUUCAAUUAUUAACAGAUUCUCCACCUCUUGGUUGUCUGUAUGGGACAUAUUGGAAAUAUGGUGGAAAUGUAUUUAAUUCAUUUCCAUCACAUUGGUGGGUUAAUAGAACUUCAUUUCACGUUGAAAAUUAUAUUAAAUUUAAAUAUGGAAUGAUACAUUCCGAUAGUUCUUCUCAAGGUGAAGAUUAUUGGUAUGCAAAUGUAACAUGUCAAGUUGAUAGUGGAGCAACAUAUCCCUGUGAAGAAAUUUAUUUUCAAAAGAAUACUCAAAUUCCUCUUCGAUUUACUCAAGUUAUUCGUCAAGGAUGGAGAAUUGUCCAAACGAUAACCAAUUAUCAAGUAAUAUCAAUGGGAAAACCAGAUGAGAAAUAUUUUGAUUCAAUUCCAAGCAAUUGGACUUCCAUCUGCCGAGAUGUUAUGCUCGGUCUUUUAUAUUAUCCACAAAUAUCAAAAAUAAUUUUAAAGCAAAAUGCACAAGUUCAAAUUUGGCUUAUAACUCCACCACAUCGAAUUAAUGGAAAUGAUACUGUUCGUAUUCAAUGGAAACCAACUGAAUGUAAAGAUUGUUUUAUAUGGACACCAGAAGAAUUAGUUUUUAAUGAGAAAAAUUUUCAAGAAAGACAAACAUUAACAAUAACUCGUGUCAAAGAUGGACCUAAAACAACUCUUAUUCCAAUUUUCAAUGGUGGAGGUUUUGAUCUUGUUACACCAGACAUCUAUCCUAUUUUUAUUGAAUAA